This is a messenger RNA of Sclerotinia trifoliorum, 1583 nucleotides long. The record is from the annotation of a GenBank genome assembly. NCBI's taxonomy places the organism in Eukaryota, Fungi, Ascomycota, Leotiomycetes, Helotiales, Sclerotiniaceae.
CGAUCACGGAACUGCGUAUAUCCCCUCUGCACCACCAAUGCAAACGGAAAAGCAUAAAGCAUACCCGGUCUGCCAGCUACGGAUAAAUCAAAAAGACAUCAUUAAGGCGUUAUUGUUGUACCCACAGUAGCUCUAAUUUUGUCCUUAAAUUCUCGAGUGUCUGCCACCAUAUCACCCUUCCUAAGCAGGACACAUCAACAGUAUACCAGUUUCAUACAUCAUGGCUCUUAAUCGCUCCGUUAAGCUGAAUUCAGGAUAUAGUAUCCCGGCUGUUGGCUUAGGAACAUGGCAGUCAAAACCAAACGAAGUCAAGGAAGCUGUUGCAUUUGCGUUAAAAUCGGGAUAUCGCCAUAUUGAUGCAGCGGCGGUAUACGGAAAUGAAACGGAAGUCGGAGAAGGGAUCAAAACAUCAGGGAUAGACAGGAAAGACAUAUUUGUGAGCACUUAGAUCUUAACGGUUCGCUUAUCAGGUGCUGAUUUAGAUGCAUAGAUCACUGGUAAAUUGUGGAAUACACACCACAAGCCCGAAGAUGUGGAGGAAGCGCUCGAUACGACAUUACGAGACCUCCAGACGGAUUAUCUUGACCUUUUUCUCAUCCACUGGCCGGUUGCAUUCCCGAAGUCUAAAGAGAGCUUUCCCGUUGAUCCCAAAACCGAGGAAAUCAUUGUAAUCGAUGUUCCAAUCAAAGACACAUGGGCUGCAAUGGAAGGUCUCGUGAAAAAGGGAAAGAUCAGGAGUAUUGGAGUUAGCAAUUUCACCAGAGAAAAAGUCGAGACUCUGUUAAAAACUGCAACCAUUCCACCAGCUCUCAAUCAAAUUGAGGCACACCCUUAUUUGCAACAACCAGAAUUGUUGGAGUGGCAUAAAUCUCAAAAUAUUGCAGUAGCGGCUUACAGUCCACUUGGCAACAAUAUCUACAACUUACCAAAAGGCGUAGAUGAUCCUACCGUGCUCUCUGUGGCGAAAAGCCUUGGAAAACAGCCUGCUCAACUUCUUAUUAGCUGGGCUGUUCAGAGAGGUACCAUAGUUCUCCCAAAAUCCGUUACACCGGCGCGUAUAAAGGACAACUUCCAAGGUUGGUGCUCCCCAGACGCUCAGAUUUCAAGGGAGUUAAGCUAAUUGUUUUCAGACUUUGAACUGCCAGAAGAUGCAUUUCAGAAAAUAUGCUCUCUGGACCGGAAUCAUCGAUACAACUUCCCUGCACGGCUAGGAGUGGAUAUCUUCGGUGAGGUUAGCCCGGAGAGUUUGAGGAAGAGUGUCGAAGAUUGGAAGGAAGCCCAGAGAAAGUUGCGUGCUGCAUGAAUAGAAUACCAGUACUUGUUGAAUAGCAGAAUAGAAGCUCCUUAUUGGCCAAUUCAUUGAAACAAAAUUCCUGAUCAUGACCGGAUCUCAAAUUUGUGGAUGCAACACUUACCCGGGCAUUACCAGCUCUAUUACGUUUCUACCCCACCAUACAUCCGGACUUCGGCAAUGAUAGCUUCCAUUUAAGUUCGCAUAUAGUUCUUGACUGCUCAUCCACAGUUAGACAAUCGUCACGAAAUUCAUCAUGCCGAAGAUAUCAUCCAUUGAAUACUUUCGUGUA